This is a messenger RNA of Saxophila tyrrhenica, 5361 nucleotides long. RefSeq names its product Sister chromatid cohesion protein 2 (gene SCC2). NCBI's taxonomy places the organism in Eukaryota, Fungi, Ascomycota, Dothideomycetes, Mycosphaerellales, Extremaceae. Gene Ontology annotation, molecular function: chromatin binding. The coding region runs from base 1 to 5361 and encodes 1786 amino acids. Gene Ontology annotation, cellular component: Scc2-Scc4 cohesin loading complex. Gene Ontology annotation, biological process: replication-born double-strand break repair via sister chromatid exchange; regulation of gene expression; establishment of mitotic sister chromatid cohesion. The record is from RefSeq and is a predicted model, not a curated record. The transcript is spliced from 2 exons.
AUGAACGGUUCCUGGCAGCCGAAUGGCCAAACGGCGAGCCGCAAUGGCCAGCCGCAAGACAAUGUUCCCAGGCCACGCAUGCCCAUCGUCCAAGAAGCCCUCCCGUACACUCCGCUGAGUUCCAUCAUUCCGUUCAGCCCAAAUGUAAUACCUCCACCACUCGCUCUUCCAACCGACGCUCCUUCGCUCUUCACAAACCUCAACGAAGCUCAAACUGGUCGGGAUUUACUUCAACGACUAAGUUCUGGAGCUACAAGCGCUGAAAUCGCUUCGAAGCAGUGCCGGCAGACUCUCGACGAUGUGCAAAGGUUGCUAGAUCCUGGUACCUUGACGGACUACCACUUCAAGAGUCGCAAAAAUUUCCUAGCACCGCCGGCAAACGGAACAAGACCAGCGUUGAAGCUGUCCACAGCGAAACUCACUCCGUUCGCCAAGAUGGCGCUCGAUCAGGCCGACAUUCCGUUCCGAUACCUCACGCCGGAGUCUCCAGAGCUGAAGCCAGCGAAGCCUGCGGCUACCCCGAUCCCGGCGCUACAGCCACAGCAGGUCUUGCAGAAUGGAUAUCAGACAGCACCCUCCUCUCAGCAACGUACGACUCACGCUGUGGUCGUCCCGAACAGCAUCACCCCAGUAGAACGUGCGCAGUACCAAUACAUCCCGGCCUCCGACGCUGCUAGCGGUGCACAUAGCUCGUCUGCCAAUAGGGUCAGCAUCUCUCAACAACAGAAGGGAGAUCAGGCGGUGCAGAACCUUCAAAAUCUGCUGGGCGAGAUCUUUCAAGCGGAAGAUGCCCUGGAGCCCGACACAUCUGGAGCUAUCUCGACCAUUGCUGCCGAGUUCUUUACUGCCAGCGAUGUCGAUGGCUGUCCUACACCAUUCCUGCAACAUCCGAUCCAGAUCAAGCUGGUUUCUGCAGUGCAAAAGGCUGCAGUGUGUGGGCGCCUGGACAAUCUAGAAGUCGAACAUCUAUCUCGCGUGCAGAGGCUCUGUGAGCGUCCCAUGGCAGCACUAGAUUCUCUGUCCUUGUCAGUUGGCGACGAAUGGUCCGAUCAAGACGUCGAAGAGUGGCUAUCGAGACUGAAAUCGGCAUGCAGCGGCCUGGCGGCCAUGCGGACUUUGAUGUUCAUCAUGGCUGAACUGGCGCACAACAAAGAGCUGCAGUCUGAAGACUACCUCCGCGUCAUCCUCGAUGGCCUCAAAGCUGUGGUUGAAGAUUUUAUCACAGGGGUGGUGCAAGAACCUGCUGCUUUACGGGAGCGCAUCCGGGGCGAGAAGGAAGCGCCGCCAGUGAAUCCAAAGUUCGUAGUUUUGUCUGGCAAUUCAGAAGAAGUGCGCUCAGUCUUGACCGCCGCCACAAAGAGUAUGCGGGCACUGGGCGAUCUUUUGGUGAAGACCGAACUGGACGAGACCGCGAUUUCUAGCGUUGAGGCUCUUUGCAAAUCAGUCAUCUUUGCAGAAAAUGCAAGCACCGAGAAGGACUCUGCCAUUGGGAUACAAAGAUUCGAAGAGUUGCGCAGGUGUGCUAUGGAUGUGCUAGCAAAGGUCUUCACAAAAUACGACAACCAACGCAGAUACAUUUUUGACGAGAUCCUGAUGUCCUUGGAGAGACUGCCUGCGACCAAGCAGAGUGCUCGCCAGUACCGACCGACCGACGCCAAGCCCAUCCAAUUGCUCUCUGCGCUGCUGAUGCGUCUGAUUCAGACAAGCGCUACUAAGAGUAGUGAGGCUCUGAAGCUGCGCACCACUAACCCGCGUGAUGAGGCUGACAGCGAAGAAGAGAGUGCGUCUGAGCAAGAGUCGGACGAAGAGGGCUCGGACGAGAUAACAGUGUCGCGGAAGAAGCACACGGGAGGCAGCGGUAGUCUGCUAUCCAUCACCGCCCCUCUUCAUGAGGCUGCUCAGCGCAACGCAAGCUAUGUUGUCAACAUGCUUAUCCAGCGCGCCCUCUCGACGUCGAAGUCUAGCGAGGAGCCAUACCGGAAGCUGCUCGACAUCUUCACCGCCGACUUCCUCAAUUGCCUUGGCUUGCCGGACUGGCCUGCCGCUGAGUUGCUGUUGCGCACACUCACGAUGCGCAUGAUCGGUAUCAUCAACGAGGAGUCCAGCACCGCCCCGCAACGGACCUUUGCUCUCGAAUUGUUGGGCAACAUGGGCUCAGGCAUCUUGGAGCUGCAGAUCGCUGCGCGCAACGCCGCAAGUGCCGCCGAUGUCAACGAGUCGCCUGCUGUCCCUCCGUUGCGGGACAUGGUGGCUCAGCUCGAGACUGCCGGGCUCGACUCAUCUUCAGCCUUGUCAUACCAUGGACCGCAUCAUAUCGUUGUCCAGUACAUCGACGAGCGCAGCGCGAACAAGAACGACGCGCAGCUGAUAACCGCCAAGGGCUAUCACCUCAUGCAGUGGGCCCAUCUCCUGGUUGGCGGUCGUGAAGGCUCAGCAGAGUCUGAGUCCAACCUGGCAUCCCACGAAUCGAGAGAUCUUCGGUCCAAGCUGAGGAAGAUGCUCACAGAUCCCCAUUUGUCUGAAGACGACCAGGGGACUUACCACAUGACCACGCCUACCAGCAAAUUGGCCGCCAUGGUGAUUACCUUGAACUCUGCCUUCUGCCGGGCGUUCAACAAGAUGUUCUACAUCCUCUUGACGGCAAUGAGCAGCGAGCAGUCGAGCUCCACGGUCAAGAGCCGCAGCCUGAAGAGCAUCGUUACGCUACUUGAGAAGGACGCGACUCUGCUUGAGCGGAAUGCUUCUGUCUUCCAACACAUUGUCCGCUGUGUGGGAGACAACUCGCCCCUCGUGCGAGACUCUGCGCUGAGCCUCAUCGAGAAGUGCAUCUCUCUUCGACCGGCCCUAGGCUCGAACGUCGUGAGUACAAUCAUCCUUCGUACCAGAGAUGGCGCGAUCGGUGUCCGCAAGCGAGCCAUGAAGAUGCUCAAGGAGAUCUACUUGCGCAACGAAUCGACCAACGUCCGCUCAGCCAUUGCAAACGCUAUCAUCGCUCGCAUUGAGGAUGCAGAAGAGAGUGUUGUGGAGAUUGCACGCACGACCAUGGAGGAGAUCUGGUUUCACUCGCUGUACGCCAUGAAGAUGGAAGGCGAAGGAGCCAUCAAAGCGAAGCUGGCCUACACGGCCCAUGCAGCUCUAUUCAUCAAGACUGUCGAGUACGAUGACAACGCGCUCAGUAUCCUGGAAGCCUUGCUCAAGCGCCUGCUCACCAGAUCGAAGCUGGCAGAAGCGAACGGGAGAGUGUGCCGCACGCUCAUCGCUGUGUUGUUCGACGGGAUCAUUGACACCAGCGACAUACCUGGUUCGCCCUCGCAGAGUGGCAUUCUACGCUCGUUGACGGUCUUUGCCAGGGCCAGUCCGCAGCUGUUCACGUCUACUCAGCUUCAACGCCUGGAGCCGUACACGCAGAACCUCAACAGCAGCGAUGACCUGGAUGUCUACCGCUCUGUCGUCAUCAUCUUACGCUACGUCCUGCCGCACAGGAGCGUCAUGAACCGGGACGUUCUGACUCAAUUGCAUCGGACACUGCUCAAGAGUGUCACCAAAUUGCAGAAGGCGGAGCUCAACGAAGCUGUGCCUUGUCUCUGGACAAUCAGCGGCUUGAUUGGCGAGACUCAUCUAAUCGCAAACUUCGUCAUCUCCGUCCUGGAAAAGAUUGCGUCUGUAAGCAUCGCAGAGCUCGCCACGGAUGAGAAGAAGGCUACGACUGUGUUCAGACUGGCGAGAAUUGCUGGCGAGUUCGGCAAUGCAUGCGACCUUGACAGCUUUCUGGCCGACUUCACGAAGAAGUUCGUCAAGUACAAGGGGCAUUCUGUCGCUGACCUUAUGGUCGAGACUCUGUGUCCCUUCACCAGCCCGAAGUGCCCGUUAGUAGUUCGAGAGGUUGCAUUGGAGGCUAUCUGCUCGGUCGCACAGGCGUGGCCUAAGCUGUUCACGAGGAAAGACAUCGAGAAUGCUUUCGACACGGUGUUUAGGGAACACCUGCCGGAACUCGAAAAGGUUCUUCUUGACGGACUGGAAGCUUUCUUCGUCGCGCAAGAGACUCCGGAGCCUGGCGAGGAUGGACAUGAGCUUGGUACCGGCGUCGCCAGCGGCUCCGACCGCCUCAGCAAGACCUACGUCGCCUCAGACCAAGAUGGUGCCGCGAUUGCGAUGGCUCAGCGCUUCAUCUCCCAGAUCAUCAGCAUUGCCGUCUCAUCCCGCGCCGAACAAGCAUUCGUGGCGGCGAGGCUUGUUGUUAGUAUCAACAAGCAAGGCAUGGUGCAUCCGAAAGACAGUGUGCCUGUACUUGUGGCCCUUGAGACUUGCCCAGACAAGGAUGUUUCCAACGCUGCGUUCAAAGAGCAUAAGUCACAACAUGCGAAGCACGAGAGCAUCUACGACAAGGAGUACAUGCGUGCUGUACAGCGGACCUUUGAGUACCAGCAGAAGGUUAUCGGGGACGCGGCUGGCUUCCAGGGCUCGCCGUCGACCGCGAAGAUGCACAUGACAUGGGAGGUCCUGAAAGGUGCGAAGGCGACGGUACGGAGGAAGUUCUUGACAAAUAUGGCGCAGAAACUGGACUUCGAUCCUACCAAAGCUGCUCUGGCGCAGCAUCUCGGGUUUGCACGCUUUUGUUUGCAGAAUCUGGCCUUCUUCGAGUACGACCGUGUGGACGACUUACUGCCACUGCUGGCUGCACUCGACAAGCUCUUCGCUGGUACAGGCUCCACCGUCGCCCAGGCUAUCGAGAGCGAAGUGCUCAAGAUGGGUGUCGAAGGCUUGACCGUGCCGGGCAGCCAGCCCAACGGAACCUCUGAUGCCAUGCCGCCAACCAUGGCCGUCGACCUCGACCCGCAGCGACUUCAUCAGCUGGCUGUCUCGUCGCAAAUCCUCACGCUGGCCCACGAGACGCGCUCGUUCUUGAUCCGCAUCUGGAACAUGCAGAAGCACUUGACGAAGACGAAACAGCAGAAGGACAAGGACACGAAUAAGGCUCCAACCCGCUCCACGAGCGCGCCUACAUUUACUGACGCCUUUAUCAGGCGUGUCGCCGACGUCGGCAGGCCGCUCAGCACCGAAGACGAGUGUCACGCCAUGUGCAGCGCCUUCGCCGAACUGCACUCAGUCGACAACGAGGUCAAGGCCGCAUCUGAGGGCGAGGCCGACGACGCGGAGCUGGCGAACGGGUACGACACGCCGAGCGAUCGCAGCAAGAAGAGCCCUUCCUUGCCGCCGGCGAGCGGUGGUGGAAAAGGCAGGAAGAGGAAGUUGUCAAAUGCAGGUACUACGCCGAGAAAGCGAGGACGUCCGAGUAUGGGUGGGAAGAGGAAGAGUGGUUCUGCUAGGGUGGGGGAUGACGAAGAUGCUGGGUGGGAUUGA